AUGGCAGAGGCAGCACUCCUUGCUCUCUCGAAGAUUGGGUCCUAUUUAGGAGGAGAAGCAGCUACCUUCAUUGCAACCAAAUUUUCUAAUUUGAUCGAGCUACCAAACACUGUGCGGCGUAUUCGUAGGGAACUUCUGAUGAUGAACAUCUUUAUACGGAAGACAGGUGCAUCCUAUCUCAGUGAUGAGCUCCUCAAGGCUUGGAUCACAGAAGUGAGAAUACUGGCCUACUGUGUCGAUGACAUAAUGGACAAUUUUUCAUAUCAUUCUCUUCAAUUCAAGCAAGACCCUAAAGGGAAAAAGUUGGCCAAUGGGUUAAGCUAUGGUCUAGUGUUUAGUGGAAUUGCUGAUGAUUUAGCUCAGAUAGAGAAGGAAAUUGAGCAUGUUUCGAAGUUGAAGAAUCUGUGGUUGAACUCAGUCCAUGAGCUUCUUCCUACUCAAGUUAGCAGUCCUGAACAGCAAUUCCCUCAAUACAGUUUGCCCCAACUUGUAAAGGAUGAAAACCUGGUGGGGUUAAAGGAAGAAAGAGAGCAAUUAAAGGAAUGGUUGAUUCCCAAUGCACCUGUCAACAUGAAAAAUAUGCCAGCUCUCAAGGUGGUAUCUUUGUUGGGUAUGGGUGGGAUGGGAAAGACCACCCUGCUCACUAGUGUGUAUGAUAAACUGAAAGAUAUCUUCGAAAUCCAUGCUUGGCUCACUGUCUCACAAACAUACAUAAGUGUAGAUGCUUUACUGAAGGAGCUACUAAAGAUUGUUAGUGCCUCUGAGCACACAACAACAGCUCAUGUUAACAGUGUCAAUCAGAAGGAAGCGACUGUACCAGUUGACAUUGAUGUAGGACACAAGAAACAGCUGAAACCAGAUGAUAUCGACAAAAUGAGCAUCUUAGACUUGAAGAGUAAUUUAAAGGCAGUCCUGAAACAUAAGAAAUAUAUAGUUGUGUUAGAUGAUGUAUGGGAUCGUCGAGUUCAUGAUGGAAUAAGCGAUGUGUUUGAAGAUUGUGGGAAGGAAAGUCGCAUUGUCAUCACAACAAGGAAACAGGAUGUAGCUGCUCUUGCCACACCAGGUUACCAGCUCAACCUGAAUCCAUUAGACAUCAAGGAUGCACUCCAGCUCUUCUGUACAAAGGCUUUUCCCAACAAAACCCACUUUGAUUGGAUAUCAGAACUUCUUGAGUGUGCUAAUGAUAUGAUGAAGACGUCUGAGGGUCUUCCAUUGGAGAAGUGCCCACUUGAGCUUAUAGAGCUUGCUAAUCAUAUUGUUAGGAAAUGUGAGGACUCCUCGGUGGCAAAGUGUCCAUCUGGGCUUCAGGAUCUUGCUACUUAUACUAUAAACAAAUUUAAGGGUUUAUCACUAUCAGCAUGCCCAUUAGAGCUUCAGAAUCUAGCUACUCUUAUUGUAAAACAGUGUGAGGAUUUACCUCUGGUCAAGUGUCCAUCAGAGCUUCAGGAGAUUGCUAUUGAUAUUAUAAAGAAAUGUAGGGGUUUGCCGCUGGCUAUUGUAUCAGUAGGCAGUAGGUUGUCUUCAAGGAAGCAGAUAGUGCCAGUUUGGAGGCAGAUGUGCAAUGAGCUUCCUUGUGAGCUGGAAAAAGAUGACCAGGUUCGAGGAAUUCUAAAUCUUAGCUACUAUGACUUGCCAAGUGACCUUCGAAACUGCUUCCUAUACUGCAGCCUGUUUCCGGAAGAUUACCACUUCUCAAAGGAUGACCUUGUGCGACUGUGGGUUGCUGAAGGAUUUAUUGACAAGAAAGGGGAUAGCACUCCUGAGGAGGUAGCAGAGGGCUAUCUUACCGAGCUGAUCCACCGCAAUAUGCUGCAACUUGUGGAAAAUGAUGAGCUUGGCAGGAUGGGCACAGAUGUUCGUCGCAUAUCUUCUUAUGGAUGGAAGAAGAUGAAAAAGAAUAAAUCCAAGAUGAAAUUUCCACACCUCCGAACCCUGAUGGCAAGUGAUACCAUUGUGGACUAUGUACCAUCAAUACUAUCUGAAUCAAAGUACCUUACUGUCCUUGAGCUGCAGAACUCUGAUUUCCAGGAACUGCCUACAUCUAUAGGGAAUCUGUUUAAUCUGAAAUACAUUGGCCUAAGAAAUACAAGAAUAACAUCUCUGCCAGACUCCAUUAAGAAUCUCUGCAAUCUCCAAACUCUUGAUGUCAAAUCAACUAGUAUAAAAGCACUGCCACCUGGUAUAGUGAAGCUCACUAAGCUAAGGCACCUUCUUGCUGACAAAUUUGCUGAUAAGAACCAGUCAGAGUUUCGAUAUCUCAAGUAUCUUGCCCUAAGCAGAUGCCAUUUUGUAGGAGAUCCGCUGGUGGUUCUAGCAUCUACUGUACCAAACAUCACGUAUCUGAGACUUAACAAUAUACCUAGUCCACUUACUUUGGACCUUCCAGAAGGAUCCUUCCCACACCUGAAGAUACUAGUUUUGAAGAACAUGAAUGAUGUCAGCCUUCUGAAAAUUAGUAAUGGUGCACUUCCAGUCAUAGAAUGUCUAUAUAUCACAUCACUGCCAAAAUUGGAGACAGUCCCUCAAGGUAUCAAAUCCCUGGGCUCCUUGAAAAAGCUCUGGCUGCUGGAUCUCCAUAGUAACUUCAAGGCUCAAUGGGACAUGGCUGGAAUGCAGAAGGAUCUACAGCAUGAGGAGGUCAUUGGCCCGUCAAAGGAGUUCAGGGAAUGGGAUUCUAUGCCUACAGCGAAACCAUAUGUCACGUUGGCUUUGCCACUGCUCCUGCCACCCAACCAUACUAAUAAGUUGAUUGAUGCUGCUCUGGGUAAACCUUCGUUGGACGGGCCUCACGGUCCGUCUGCUGAUGAUCGUUGGGCCGCCCUGCGUUCAUAUCGGCGUUCUCAAGGGCUGGGGUUCCAAUUCCACUCAGAUUUGAAGGUGCUGCUAUUAUCAUCUUAUGAUAUGAUCCUUGGGAUCGACUGGUUGGAAAGCCAUAGUCCAAUGAAGUUAUAUGAUUCCAAUCUUCCGCCAGGCGCUAAUUCUGCUGAUACAUGGCUAAUGGAGAUACAGACACUCGUGGCAGAGUUUUCCUCGUUGUUUCAGCCUCCAACCCAGCUUCCUCCUUCACGAGCCUAUGACCAUGCUAUACCAUUGAUCGCUGGGGCGGCACCAGUUUAUCCUCGGCCUUACCGUUUUGCUCCAGCUGUCAAGGAUGAGAUUGAAAAACAAGUCUAG
This is a messenger RNA of Miscanthus lutarioriparius, 3174 nucleotides long. Lineage: Eukaryota; Viridiplantae; Streptophyta; Magnoliopsida; Poales; Poaceae. The record is from the annotation of a GenBank genome assembly.